CCCUGUGUUGCCUUUGUUUUGAUUUGGUCCUUGUGUUUGUGUGUGCAUAUUUAGAAGUUAAGUCUGAGAUUUCUCUCUGUAGAUGAUCCUCGAAUCUUCAAAUCUGUUGUUGCAGGAAGAUGUAACAUCUUGUAUCUCUGCCACAAGAUACUGUUAGCUACUGUUCAUUAAACUCUGAAUGUAUUCCAGAUGUUUAUCCCUGAAACCCUUACAAAGAGUCUCAUGUUUUAGAUUUUAUCACCUUGGUAAUAGACAAAGAUGAGUUUUUAAGUGGCAGUUUAAUGAUCACCCCUGUUAUUGGUAAGAGACAGCCCAGAUUCGAACCCCUCCGGCUCUCCAGAACAUAGGUGUAAAGGGGGUGUUCUCUAGGGUGUGUGGCCAGGGACAGCCCUGAACAGAAGGGCUGAGCAUGUGUGUGUGUGUUUGGUGGGGUGGGGAUGCGGGCGGGGGUCCCAGCUGUCUUCCCCUCUUGGACACGGUGACAUAAAUACAGAAAUGAAGGGAGGGGUAGAAGCCAUGUAAAAAGUAAAAACAAGUGAGGGUGAAGGAUAUAUGAUACAAAGCCUAAGAAACACCCACCUCCUCUCCAAUCAGUUGGGACAAAGCCCCAAACCUUGACCUUGACUCAGCCCAGCCCCUACCAAACUCUUCAUCCUUCACCCACUGCUUCCGCCAAUCCCUGCUCUCCCCACCAGACCCGACUGCUCCUCAAACACACUGAGCUUGCUCAGACCUCCGGGCCUUUGCACACACCGUUUCAAACCGUCUGUUCCCCUCCCGCCGCCCCCUUUAUUUUUCUGUCUUACUGAGUUCCAAGAGGUCUUUGUGGAUACUGGAUACAAGUUCUUAAAUAUUUUCUCCUCGCGUGCCAAUUAUGACUACUGUUGUCACUAUUCAUUAUUCUUAUUACUAUUAUCAUUGAAGGGUAUGGGCUCAACUCUAUAAGGGCCAGCGCCACCGUGCUUUCAAGGAGCUUCUGGUUUUGGAGCGCAGAUAACUGAUUCAAGGUGGUAAUUACAUCAGCUUUUUUCAGUAAGGGCAGUAGGUCGUAAUCAAAUGACAGCAAAAGUCAGAAUUUUUUAUUGGCAAGAUUUCUUUGGGCUAAGCAGAUGAGAAAUGAACUGAAACACGAAUGAACACACGGUCCAAGGUAUUCCGCCACUCAACUUGUGCCCUGGUGCCGCCUCACACAUGCGCACACGCGAGCACAGAAACCACCGGCUCCUCCCGGCUGUGCGGGCUGCGCGCGCAGCGCCUGGACAGCCCAACCGACACUUUUAACGGCCGCCCCCGCCCCGCUGCGCGCGCAAGUUCGCGAAAAGAGGCGGGGCCGAAGGUUCGCGCCGCUACAUAGGCGUGGGGGCGGAGCGUUCCGGGGGCGGGGCCAGCGUGUGCGCAGAGGGCACGAACGAGAAGGCGGGAAAAGACGGAAUGGAGCGACAGGGAGUGGACAUGCCCCACGUAGAGUUCAAGGACCAGGAGCCACAGCUGCUGGGGGAGAACCAGGAACAGCAGCAGGGUGAGGAGAGCCGCGAUGAGGAGGCUUGUCAAGGGCCAGCUAGAAGUCAGGUUUCUAGCCCCUCUGUCGCCACCUCCAGUGCCAACCGCCAGCUGAUGAUGCUGGAAGGAAAGUCAGGACCCUACUUUUCCUCUCUGGACUCGAGCAUUGACAUCCUGAAGAAGAGAGCCCAGGAGCUGAUCGAAAACAUCAACGAGAGCAGGCAGAAGGACCAUGCCCUCAUGACCAACUUCAGAGACAGCCUCAAGAUCAAGGUUUCAGACCUGACAGAGAAGCUUGAGGAGAGGAUGUAUCAGAUUUAUAAUCACCACAAUAAGAUCAUCCAGGAAAAGCUCCAAGAGUUCACCCAAAAGAUGGCAAAGAUCAGUCACCUGGAAACAGAGCUCAAACAAGUGUGCCACACUGUGGAGACCGUGUACAAAGACCUGUGUGUCCAGCCUGAGGCUACUACUCUGGAAGAAGAACAGAUUCACAAAGAUGGUGAAUGCUGACAGCUACCAGGAGAGCCCCUCUUAGUGACCACCACUAAGGAAGGCCACCGUUUGGGCCAUGCUGAGAAAAUUGUUUUUCAGAGUUCUGCAAUGCUUCUUUGGCAAAAAUAAGCAAAUAAAACCCAACCGAUGCUCUCUGUGCCAGGCCCCAAACCACAGCAAGUCCAGCCCCCACCACGGGGCCCAGCUUUGGUACUCUCCCAGAUUCAACCCACCCCAACCCCACACAGUUGAUUAAAUGUUUGAUUUUCAA
This is a messenger RNA of Cervus elaphus (red deer), 2263 nucleotides long. RefSeq names its product synaptonemal complex central element protein 2 (gene SYCE2). Gene Ontology annotation, biological process: synaptonemal complex assembly. The coding region runs from base 1432 to 2010 and encodes 192 amino acids. Lineage: Eukaryota; Metazoa; Chordata; Mammalia; Artiodactyla; Cervidae. The record is from RefSeq and is a predicted model, not a curated record. Gene Ontology annotation, cellular component: central element. The transcript is spliced from 5 exons.